AUGGAGUCAUUUUCAACGAGGUUGGAGGCGCACGGAAAGAUCUUCCACUUCGAUUUGCCCAGAAAAUUCCGAGUUUUUCAGCGAGCGUGGUGGAUGCUUCCCGUAUGGUCAUUUCUAGUGGGCGAGACCGUUCGUUGCACAUCGGGACAACCUUUUGCGAUUUGA
This is a messenger RNA of Loa loa (African eye worm), 165 nucleotides long. RefSeq lists its product as hypothetical. The record is from RefSeq and is a predicted model, not a curated record. Lineage: Eukaryota; Metazoa; Nematoda; Chromadorea; Rhabditida; Onchocercidae. The transcript has 2 exons. Bases 1 to 165 code for a protein of 54 amino acids.